AUGGAGCCCGGCCUGCUGCGACCCGCACCGGUGAGCGAGGUCAUCGUCCUGCACUACAACUACACCGGGAAGCUCCGCGGCGCGCGCUACCAGCCCGGCGCGGGGCUGCGCGCCGACGCCGCCGUGUGCCUGGCCGUGUGCGCGCUCAUCGUGCUGGAGAACUUGGCCGUGCUCCUCGUGCUCGCGCGCCACCCGCGCUUCCACGCGCCCAUGUUCCUUCUCCUGGGUAGCCUCACGCUGUCUGACCUGCUGGCCGGCGCCGCCUACGCCACCAACAUCCUGCUGUCGGGGCCGCUCACGCUGCGACUGUCGCCUGCGCUCUGGUUCGCGCGUGAGGGCGGCGUCUUCGUGGCGCUCGCCGCGUCGGUGCUGAGCCUCCUGGCCAUCGCCCUGGAGCGCCACCUCACCAUGGCGCGCCGGGGCCCCGCGCCCGCCGCCAGUCGGGGUCGCACGCUGGCUCUGGCGGCGGCCGCCUGGGGCGUGUCGCUGCUCCUGGGGCUGCUGCCGGUGCUGGGCUGGAACUGCCUGGGUCGCCUGGACGCCUGCUCCACGGUCCUGCCCCUCUACGCCAAGGCCUACGUGCUUUUCUGCGUGCUGGCCUUUGUGGGCAUCUUGGCCACCAUCUGUGCGCUCUACGCGCGCAUCUACUGCCAGGUGCGUGCCAACGCCAGACGCCUGCGGGCGCGACCCAGGGCUGGCCGGAGCGCGUCGAGCCGCGCACGGCGAACGUCUCGCUCCCUGGCGCUGCUGCGCACGCUCAGCGUGGUGCUCCUGGCCUUCGUGGCCUGCUGGGGUCCCCUCUUCCUGUUGCUUUUGCUGGACGUGGCGUGCCCGGCGCGUGCUUGUCCUGUGCUCCUGCAGGCCGAUCCCUUCCUGGGCCUGGCCAUGGCCAACUCGCUUCUAAACCCCAUCAUCUACACACUCACCAACCGCGACCUGCGCCACGCGCUCCUGCGGCUCCUCUGCUGUGGCCGCCGUCCCUGCGGCCGAAGCCAGAGCGGCUCCCAGCAGUCCCCGAGCGUGGCCGGGGCUUCGGGCGGUCUGCGCCACUGCCUGCCCCCGGGCCUGGACGUCAGCUCCAGCCGUUCGGAGCGCUCCUCACCCCAGCAAGACGCACUGGACACCAGCGGUUCUGCCGGCAGCCCCGGCGCGCCCAUGGCCGCCAGAACCCUGGCACUGGAGCUAGCUGCAUACUCGUGA
Messenger RNA from Lepus europaeus (European hare), 1200 nucleotides. RefSeq names its product sphingosine-1-phosphate receptor 5 (gene S1PR5). The record is from RefSeq and is a predicted model, not a curated record. The coding region runs from base 1 to 1200 and encodes 399 amino acids. Gene Ontology annotation, cellular component: membrane. NCBI's taxonomy places the organism in Eukaryota, Metazoa, Chordata, Mammalia, Lagomorpha, Leporidae. Gene Ontology annotation, molecular function: sphingosine-1-phosphate receptor activity. The transcript has a single exon. Gene Ontology annotation, biological process: G protein-coupled receptor signaling pathway.